This is a messenger RNA of Acipenser ruthenus (sterlet), 2564 nucleotides long. Its product is annotated as golgin subfamily A member 4-like. The record is from RefSeq and is a predicted model, not a curated record. Gene Ontology annotation, molecular function: zinc ion binding; nucleic acid binding. The transcript has a single exon. NCBI's taxonomy places the organism in Eukaryota, Metazoa, Chordata, Actinopteri, Acipenseriformes, Acipenseridae. Bases 582 to 2564 code for a protein of 660 amino acids.
GAGAGGACACUCCAUCUUGGUAACACUGAAGUAACAGGAGGCCAUUUUGCUAAAGGCCUCCUAAUUGGGUUAAAUUAUUUGUUAAUUGUUUUGGCAGUGGGUCUGAUUGGGGUAAAUUAGAGCCAGCUGCCCACACUUAUGACUGUGGGGCAUAUAAACCUCACAGUUGGUUAAUUCAGGGCUGUCAGGUUGGAGAAGGCAGUCAAGUAAAGUGAGUACUGUGUGUACUGGAUUGUAUGUUUGGGUCGGUAAGCAGCUUAGCUGCCCGACGCUCAGUCAGGGACUGUAUUGAGUUUAGGAAGUACUCCUGAGAGGAGUUAGGUUUUGUUUUGCUUAUUGUGUUUGGCUGUACUUGCAAAUAAAGAUACAGGCACUGUCCUGUUUAACUGAGAACAAAGUGUGAAACUGCUUUAUUGUGUAUCAGAAUACGGGGCUGGUAAGAGCGGACACCUGGAACAGUAAAUACAGAGGGGUGACUUUAUCACAUAUGGUACCAGAAGUGGGGCUUAGAAGAGCCCAAGAAAGCACAAAGGGAGUGUGAACCCCAGCAGCCUACCGAGGCGCUGUUGAGGGAGGAGAAAAUGGAACAGCUGGCUGUCCAAAAGACAGAUCCAGAAGGAGAAGCACCGGUCAGUGGAUCUCCCUGGUGUGAGUGGUGUGGAGAGCGGGCCCACCGCUGGAGAGAGUGCCCGGAUGUCCCGCCAAACUGGUGUGGACUGUGUGAAGGGUUUGGACACGAGUGGCAAGAAUGCCCAAACCGAGAACCAAAAAGGGGGCGUCACCAGCCUAAGAAGAGAGAGGACAAGCGGUACAGGUUGGCCCGGGAGGCUGCACUAAAGUUUUCCUGGUGCCAAGAGGAUGGACACGAGGAAGCCAGGAGGGAGCUGCUACUACAGGAACCAGAAGUUUUCUGGGGAGAAGUACACACUGUGAGGGAUUGUCAGCCGCCACAGGAGACGCUGCUGAGGAAAAGACAGUGUGACCUGCAGCCGCACAUACAAACCCAGGAUGAUGGGAAGAAGCGGUUACAAGCUCAACGGGAGGAGCAGCAGAAACUGAAGAGCCAACUGCAGGAAUUAAAGAAAAACAUGGAGAUCCUUAACCAGGAGAAGACAGCUGCUCUUGACGAGGCAGGGCAGUGGAAAAACAAGCUUUCAGAGUGGAAAAAGAAGGCAGAAACCAAGUUCUUGCAGAACCAUAGCGCUGUAAUGUCACUACAAGGCAAGUUGAAAGAGCUGGAGAAGCAAGUUUGUGGAAAAGAGGAACAGUUAAGCAAGCUCACAAGGAAUGUUGCUAAACAGCACAGAAGCAAGUCCGAGAGAGACCAGGUGCUGGACAAGAAAGAGAAGAAAAUCGGUGAGUUAACUGCUGAGCUACAAAACUGUGUGUUCAAGAUAAAGGAGCUGGAAAACCAGCUUGAAAAGAGUGAGGAACAUGAGUGUAUUAUAGUAGAGCUGCAGAAGAAAAAUAAAGUAAAAGAGGCAGAAAACAAAGAACUGUUUCUGAAACUUCAACAAGCUCAAGUACAGUCUUCUGAAAUGGGUAACAGAGUUAAAGAAACUGAAGAUCAGUUGCAUACUUUGAAAAGAGAGACUGAGCGUUUGAAACAGGAGCUUGAACACAAAGAAGAGGGUUUUGGGAAGUUGAAAAUGGAAGCGCUGAAGAGUAAAGAAGAAAUGCACCGAGCAGCAGAGAAAUGCAGUGCGGAUGUACAGCAGAUUUUAAAGGGAAAGAACAGUGAAAUACAAGAAGUGCAGAACUUUCACAGAAUCAAGCAGAAGGAGAUGGAAGAGAGAGUUAGUGAACUGGAGAGGGAAGUCCAAAGUCUUGUGCGAGAGUUACAGGUUGUCCAAGAGAGCAAGGGGAACCAGAUUGCAGAGCUGAAGGAAAGCGCUGAUUAUUUGAAAGCUGAGUGGGAAGAAAAGUUACAGUGUGUUGUGAGUAAAAUGAAACGGGAGAAGUUCGAACUUCAAAAGAAAUACAGGGAAAGUAGUGAAGACGCAAACUCUCACCUGUCCCAGCUAGAGACCCGAGUGCAACAGCUGACAGUGGAAGUUGAGGAUAGCACCUUGCAGUGUCAGAAACUGACCCAGGAGAAAGUAGUCUUGGAGCAACAGCAAGUGAACAGCAUUACAGAACUAUAUGAGGUUAAUCUAAAGUAUAAUGCCAUGUGGGAAGAAAAGGAAGUGCUUGGAAAGAAGCUUGUAGAAGCAAAUAAAGAAGUUGAAAAACACUCCACUAGAGUGAAGCAGCUUACACAAGAGAAGGAGAGGUUGCAGAAACUGUACAAGAUGAAGGAAAGUGAAGCUGCCGGAGGGAGCCGGGAGAGUGACACUCUGAAAAAAGAAGUCCAUUACUAUGCAAGUAAGUCGAAGUGGGCACAAAACAAGUUAAAAGAAGAAGUUAUUGCACAUACAGAAACCAAGAAGAGACUGGAAGGUACUGCCAGCAAUCUAACUCUAGUGAGAGGAAAAGCUGAACAGGAAAAGUUGAAGGUACACCAAGCUGAAAGCAAAGAGCUUGAUACUCAGAAGAGAGCCUUUAAGAAAGACUUUGUGCUUUGA